GAACUUGAUAAUUCAACUAAGAAGAUGUGUAUUUAUAUUACUUUAAAGAAUCUAGAAAAAUUUCUUAAAAGAAAAUCAAAGGAUACUGAUACUGAUACUAUUACGGAUGAAAUUAGUGAUGAUGAAAAUAUGACAAAAAAAAGUGUAAAAAAAUUAAAAACAAGUAAUAAGCCUAAAGAAUCUGAUUUAAAUGAAAAUAAGCUUAAGCAGGCACAGAUUAUUACAGAACUUCGAAAUAAAUAUAAGUGCUUACAACAUGUUACUUCUUGUUAUGUUUUGAAUGAAUGGCAUCUUGAAUUAAUUCCUUCUCGUUUAGUAUUAUGGGCUCAUGAUAUUGUAUAA
Dentiscutata heterogama is the source of this 342-nucleotide messenger RNA. Lineage: Eukaryota; Fungi; Glomeromycota; Glomeromycetes; Diversisporales; Gigasporaceae. The record is from the annotation of a GenBank genome assembly.